AUGCCCACCUACCCAGAUGGUGAAUUGGGUUCAGUAGAAUACAAUAAGGAAGAAAGGCGUGAUCUUGCCAUGAAAUCUCGUGCAGCAGCCCUAAAAUAUGGCACUUCUGAACGUCAGAAGUUAAUUGAUGAGAUUCAUGAAUAUCUGCUAAGCAAGUCACCGCCUGUUCCUGUUCCUCAACUUCCUCAACUGAUCCCCUCACAGGCCUCCAACGGCACAGGCGGCAGCUAUGUCGUCAACGGCGGCUAUGUCGUCAGUGGGAAUACAUUUCAUGCUACCAAUUCCAAAGCGGUAGGAAUUUUGGAUUCUAUGAAUGCCUUCUCCGACGAAGACCACAAGCUUUUACCUUCUUGGCUAAAACUUUUUAGGUGGAGAAAGCAAAACUAG
Prunus armeniaca (apricot) is the source of this 387-nucleotide messenger RNA. NCBI's taxonomy places the organism in Eukaryota, Viridiplantae, Streptophyta, Magnoliopsida, Rosales, Rosaceae. The record is from the annotation of a GenBank genome assembly.